This is a messenger RNA of Neocloeon triangulifer, 4272 nucleotides long. RefSeq names its product hemicentin-2-like. The transcript is spliced from 16 exons. Lineage: Eukaryota; Metazoa; Arthropoda; Insecta; Ephemeroptera; Baetidae. The record is from RefSeq and is a predicted model, not a curated record. The coding region runs from base 371 to 3298 and encodes 975 amino acids.
UCCAAUCCAAUCGUCCUCAUCCAUCGUGUUGUGGUUUGUGUGUGUUCGUUCGUGCUUUCUUUGUUCACAGAGAGACUUUUUUCAUUAAAGAAGUGUUUUUGCGGGCCUUUAUCGUCCUUCAAGACCGAGUCCUGAGGUUAGGAAGCUUUUUAGUUAUCUUUUUUGCUCACAAGUCACAGGUGACAAAUGCCUUUAUUAAUAGUCAGUGGAACUUCAGAAGACUGACUGUGAGGGACCAAGGCGAGACUGCAGAAAUUAAAAGGGAGCGUUUUGAGUUUUGAAGACAGCCUUCAAUUAGCAGGAAAGCAAACCCCAUCAUCAGCAAGCCAGACAUCAUGGGAGUCACACCCUGCUCAAGACCAGCCGGUGCAUGACCUUCAAUAAGACACGGACAGCACGGAAUGGAGCGCAAAAAAAUGCAAUUCAGCGAGAGCCGCGGGGAAUUUGGCGUGGGGCGGCGGGCGCCUCCGGGAGGAGUUGGCGCACAUCGGACGGAGGCGGCAGCGCAGGCGACGAGGGCGCGCGCGCCCCGCCACGGCCGCCACCACGCAGCACGGCCGCGAGCCUCACGGCCGGUAGUCCGUCUGUGGCCGCCGCAAACCCUCGCUCGCUCGUUGCUCUGCGCCCAUCGACGCCGUCGCCUCCGCCGCACCUGUCACGUCGCCCCUGCAGUCGGCCCGCAGUGUGCAUCAUGAGGGGCCAUCUCAAGGACCCUGGACCGAGACCCGCGUGGACGCUGCUCUGCGUGUCACUCGCACUCGCCGCCGCCCUCUUCGCCGCGUGCGUCGCCCAACCUGAGGAGAGCCAUGGCAACUGGGACCCUGACGAUCCAGUGAGCACAGUCCGGAUAGAAGCCGUCUUGGGCAGAAACGCGGAGAUGCCGUGCAACAUCGACCCUGUGACGAGAGAUGACCGGGUGUACAUGGUUCUCUGGUUCAAAGAGGCAGCCGGAAAGCCGCUUUACAGUUUUGACGUCCGUGGUCGCCCGUUCAACAAGGCUGCUCUGUGGUCGGACAAAAAUGUUUUUGGCAACCGGGCGUACUUUGCCACUGUCACUAAGCCAGCACAUCUGACGCUCACAAAAGUGCAGCUGGACGACGAAGGAGCUUACAGAUGUCGAGUCGACUUCAAAAAUUCACCCACCAGAAAUUUCCAGAUCAAUCUCACAGUGAUAGUUCCUCCAGAAGAGCUUACGAUUUACGACGAAAAAAGGAACGAGGUGUCUGGAGUCAUUGGGCCGCUCAUGGAGGGUAGCGACCUGCAGUUGGCCUGCGAGGUCAAAGGAGGAAAACCGGUGCCAACCGUAUCGUGGUUCGUCAACGACAAGCUGCAGGAAGGCGUCGUUCCGCUUGAGGAGGAGCAGAUUUCGCCCGGGGUGAUCAUCAACAAGCUGUACAUCAGGGACGUCCGACGCCACCAGCUGCACAACACUUUCAAGUGCCAGGCGUCAAACACGAAAAUGAACCAGCCAAAGGAACGCACCAUCCGCUUGGAUCUUUUCCUGAAACCGCUCUCGGUGCGGCUAUUGGAAAAGCCACGCACCCUGCAGGCCGGAAAACCACACAGUGUGGUGUGUGAGGCCAAAGGGUCACGGCCCAAAGCCGACAUCUCGUGGUUCAAGGACUCCCGGAAGAUUCCCGGUGGCCUGGAGGAGGGCAACGACACAAUAACGCAAAACAUACUGGAGUUCAUUCCGCAGCCAGAAGAUCACGGCAGGCAUUUUAAAUGCUACGCAGAAAACCCGAAGAUCCCAGGUUCGGGAUUGGAAGACAACUGGUUGCUGAAUGUAGUUUUCGCUCCUCAAGUGAGUCUGCAGCUGGGAAAUACGCUCAACCCUGACGACAUCAAAGAGGGCGACGACGUCUACUUCGAAUGCCACAUCAGAGCCAACCCUCGGGAGCAUAAGAUCACCUGGAUGCAUAAUGGUGUCAUGCUCAGCCAGAACGUGUCCUGGGGCAUCAUCAUGAGCACGCACAGCCUGGUGCUGCAGAAGGUGACUCGACACAACGCGGGCGUUUAUCGCUGCGUCGCCAUCAACUCGCAGGGGGAAAGCCAGAGCUCACCUGUCCACCUGCGCGUCAAAUUCGCUCCAGUUUGCAAAGCUCAAGAAGUAAUAGUCGUCGGCGGCUCGUUCAACGAGCAGCUCAGCAUCCAGUGCGAGGUGGCAGCCGACCCUGGCGAUGUCCACUUUGUCUGGAUGUUUAACAAUUCAGGCGAGAACAACCGCGUGUCCGAGGACCGCUUCCACAACCGCAACACAACCAGCACUCUCAGCUACACCAUAAUAUCCGAGAGGGACUACGGGACCCUGCAGUGCUGGGGCACCAACCCCAUCGGCCGCCAAUUGGAGCCCUGCGUCUUCCAAGUUGUCCCCGCGGGUAAACCGUCGCCGUUGCGAAAUUGUUCCUUGUUUAACCAAACCGGCGACUCGCUCGAGGUCGAGUGUGUGCCUGGCUUCGACGGGGGCCUGCCGCAAAAGUUCAUACUCGAGGUGUACGAGGCGCCGUCGAUGCAGCUGCGGCUCAACCUGAGCAGCGAAAUCGCCCCUGCGUUCCGGGUUGCCGAGCUGCUUCCAGGGGCGAGCACCUUGCUCAGGAUGGUCUUGUAUGCGGCCAACCCGAAAGGUCGCGGCGAGCCCACCGUGCUGGACAAUAUCGCCCUGUGGGACGCUGAGAGACGGACAGAUUCAGUGCCCUCUGACGGCGCCGACGCCCUGAGCCUCUUGCCUUUGAUCGCUCUGAUGAUCGGCGCCCUGGUCACAGGCUUGUCCGUGGCCCUGCUCUUUGCAGUGGCGCUUCGCAAGCGGCGCCACAGCGACGGCACCAUUGCCCAGAAGUCGAAGGCACCCAGCGGCGAGCCGCAGGUCAUGGACAUCAACCAUGACCAUUACGUCGUGUCUUACACCCUGAAGAGCAUGCCCGAGCAACCUGAGCAGCGGCAGCCAGACAUUCUCACGGCCAGAUACGAUUCCGCUAUCAACGAGCGGAUGAAACGCCCCGAGGUGUUAUUUCCCCGCAACGGAGACCUGGAAGUUGUGCCCACAUCUGCUUCGGACACAGUCCAUGUGGUCACCUCAAGACCACCACCCGUCCCUCCACGUAGCGAUCUGUCUUCCAACGCAAAUGGGAAUUAUUCUCGCCAAAGCCCUGGGGCUUCAAAUUUUCAGAGUGGCGCUGGACUGUCCGCUGCUCCUCGAAGAGGUUCCCCUGACGCUGGAGACAACAAUGGCUGCGAAUUGAAUGGAUCCCUCAUCAAAGAGACGCUCAUGUCCAACCACAUUCCCGAAAGUUGUGUUUAAUAACCUUCUAUGUCUAAGUGUCGAAUUGAAUGUUGCAUCGCGUUUACUCUAAAUCGACAUCUUGUAUAUUACAAAAAUGUUAAAAAACGGUACCACUUAAAAAUGCUAUUAAUAUAAUGACGAUACAAUAAUUUGAACUGACUGAGUGCAACAAACACGCGGCAGUGGAAGGAAAAUCUGGUGAUAUUAAACAUGUAAGUGAAAAAGGCUUAAGUUUUUCAUAUAAAUAAUAAUUAUGCUCUUUAAAAAUAUGCAAUUACUGUUAUUGCGUUGGUAAAUGAUGAAAGUUUAUUGGACACUGUGUAUGUGUUGACGUGCGAUUUUUAGAAUAAAACACCGUUCGCGCUACUUGCGAAUAUUGUGAAAGUGCGCUUCUCAUUAAAAUAUUGAAGAACCAACAUCAUGGAAUAUGCCAGGUGUGAGCAAUUUUUCUUUUUAGUUCUGAUUAUAUAUUAGAUUCACACAAAACAGUAUUUUACAUGACAAAUGUAGUACAUCAUGAAGAAAAAAAUUGUUAUUAGGGUAGGGUGUUGUCAUGUUUUAGGGUGUAAAAGAAAUUAGUAUGUUUUUCUAGAUUCCAUUGGAAUUUUUUUCAAAUAUGUUUUAAUUUCAAGUAAUACCUUCGGACGUUGUGUGCAAAUGAAAAGUGUGUGUGCAAUCAUUAAAUGGCUUCCCUACGUCCCAAUGCAAAAUGAGAACAAUGAAACUGUAUAUUACUAUAUCGAUAUGAAUAAAUGUUUGCAUUGUUGGUGUGGAAUAAACAGAAAGACACUGCGUGUAUUAACAAAAACCUUUUGCUUGGCAGCAAAGGUCAAAUCUUCCAAUAAUAUUGUAAAAUCUCUUUAUUAUCAGAUAUUUAUGUAAAUAAAACGUAAAAAGAUGUAAGAAGAAAUCUUUGUGAUACAAGUUGAAAAUGCUGUCAAACCAAUGUUUUUGAAAAAUAAAAAAAAUGAAAAUAAAAUUGAUUUCGUAAA